UCUCUAUGUUUUGAAUUGUCAAUACAAAUAAUUGGGAUCUGAAAUUAUAGUUUUGAAUAUUGAUUUCUUAUUCUUCGAUUUUAGGAAGCAAAUUCAAAUGGCUUAUAGGAGGAACUUAACAACAAGAGCUAAGUUUCUUUAUCAACAACAAAGAGUUAUUACACCAGCAUUUCAUUAUCCACAUGAUGAUGAUAAAAUAAGUCAAGAACCCACGUGUAAAAAUCCAAGAUUUUCCACUUUUUUCCAACCCCAUUAUGUGAAAAGUGGAAUUAACAGUUUCAAUGGGCCCCAAAGCUCAUUUCAAGAUCGAACAUUUCGCCCUUCCCAACACAUGAUUUGUAUGAAUUUUGGUUCAGUGUUCACUAGGAAUAUGUCUAGUAGUGUUAGUGGUGGUGGAGCAGAAAAGAUAGAGUACAUAAGUGAAGUUGCUGAGCUGGCAGAUAAGGCUGUCGAGGUUGUAACUUCUCAAGUUCCAGCAGUGAAUGAGGUGGCAGUUGCUGCUGCUGAGUCAUAUUUGCCCGUGCAGGUGUUGCAGUACUUGAUUGAUUAUGUUCAUUUUUUUACUGGAUUUGAUUGGUGGGCAUCAAUAAUCGCUACAACUAUUCUUAUUCGAUGUAUAACCCUUCCAUUAAUGAUUAAUCAGCUCAAAGCCACUUCAAAAUUAGCGCUUGUGAAGCCAAAGUUGGAUGCGAUUAACCAAGAGAUGCAAGAUAGGGGUAUGGCUCCGGCAGCUGUCGCUGAAGGUCAAGAAAAAAUGAAAGCAGCAAUGAAGGAAUAUGGAGUUUCACCCUUCACUCCCUUAAAAGGAAUUCUAAUACAAGGGCCAAUCUUUGUCAGUUUCUUUAUGGCUAUUUCAAACAUGGUGGAAAAAGUCCCUUCUUUCAAACAGGGGGGAGUGCUUUGGUUUACUGAUCUAACUACUCCAGAUAGUAUGUACAUCUUCCCUGUUUUGACUGCAUUGACAUUCUGGAUAACAGUGGAGUGCAAUGCUCAAGAAGGAUUGGAAGGAAAUGCUCAUGCUAAAACUAUAAAAAAUGUCUCACGAGCCUUUGCUGCGUUAACUAUCCCAUUUACUGCUGGUUUUCCUAAGGCAGUAUUCUGUUAUUGGAUGACUUCAAAUCUUUUUUCACUCUCCUACGGAUUAGUGAUUAAAAAUCCUGCAGUUAAGAAGUUACUUCGCGUUCCUAUAGUACCUGUAAGUCCUCCAUCUGAACAAAAACCGGGACUCUCAUUUUUCGAUACUCUCAAGAAAUUUGCUGCAGCGCAAGAGCACUUAGUGGCACAAAAGCACGCCCAAUCAUCACUUCCCGAGGCAUCAAAACCCACAAGUCAAGGUCUAUCAUCAUCAUCAUCAUCAUCAUCUUCGUCGUCUUCUGUUCUUGGUCAAAGGAUCGAACGUUUAGAGAAACAAGUAAAAAGAAGAAAGAACAAGAAGAGACGAUAAACGUCGUUGAUUGAAGGAGAAAAUUUGAUCUAGCAGAUUGCCAGUUAUAGGUUAUUAGUCGCUCUUAUACACCAUUGAAAUAAUUGGAACAUAAGCUUAUUUUUCACUUAGUUUAUGAUUCUUGAGAAUUAUAGGUUAGGGGAGCGAGCAGAGUAUGUAAUUUAUUUCAAAGUACUUCAUAGAGAUAUAAUAUUUUUUGUUUUCUUUCUUUUUCCAUACGAAUAUAGGCAUUCGAGAGAAGAUUAUAGUCUGAGAAAUUUUGUAACGCUGACCAGAAUACUGCAGCACUAUAUGUCAGUAGUUUGCUGUAAUAAGCAAAUCCAUUUUGUGACUUGCAACCACAAGUUUUAAUUAUUUUUCACUAAUCUAUUGAAACUUGUUUA
Molecule: messenger RNA, 1827 nt
Organism: Nicotiana attenuata
Lineage: Eukaryota; Viridiplantae; Streptophyta; Magnoliopsida; Solanales; Solanaceae
Product: mitochondrial inner membrane protein OXA1-like
Exons: 10
Coding region: 98-1444 (448 amino acids)
Biological process (GO): mitochondrial respiratory chain complex IV assembly; protein insertion into mitochondrial inner membrane from matrix
Cellular component (GO): mitochondrial inner membrane
Molecular function (GO): membrane insertase activity
Source: RefSeq, a predicted model, not a curated record